Messenger RNA from Cylicocyclus nassatus, 1419 nucleotides. The record is from the annotation of a GenBank genome assembly. Lineage: Eukaryota; Metazoa; Nematoda; Chromadorea; Rhabditida; Strongylidae.
GGAUUCUUUACUUGAAAGCGCUCGAAACCAAUUCAUGCCAGACCCGAAGUUUUGAAGUGAAGGCAAGCCGUAACUAUUCCUCUCUCUAUUUUCCAAAGCAGCUAUGGGUGAAACGUCGACGGAGAAGAAUCCGUUUGGUACUGUGACUUAUCUGUCCGUAACACUACCAAUACCCAUUGCCUUGGCUUAUUUGCUUUCCAUACUUUACAACGUCACAUUUUUUAUGCAAUUCUUUUGUAUGCCAUAUUUUCUGAAAUCACUGGGAAUUUCGGAUACUGAAAAUGGCUAUGUACAGACAGCAUUUGGCUUGCUACAAAUGUGUGGGGGACCGCUAUUCGGCUAUGUCAUACAAAAAUUUGGGAUUCGCAAGUCAUUGCUUAUCUGCUACGGGUCUACAAUGCUUUCGGGAUUUCUCCUCUAUUUUUCCUAUGAUCUUCCAACAGUACUCUUGAGUCGAAUUCCGUGCAUCUUUAUGCAUGGUCAGCAAGCGCAUCAGACAUUGCUUUCUGCCAUGACUACGCCAGGAAAGGAGCGAACUAAUGCGUUUGGAAGGAUGGGGCUCACCUUCGGUCUCGGUUUCCUCAUAACCCCAUUACUUUCUAUCAUCGCCACAAAGAUGUUGAAUGAAAGCGCUCCAAUAAUACUUUCUGCUAUUCUUUGCAUCGUUCCCGUUGCCGUACUGGAAUACCUGCUGGAUAAAAGGUCUUACGAGGAGCACCAACUGGAAGUCACCGAAGAAUCUAGUAACCAUAUGAGCAUCACUAAUGUUAUUCGUAUUCUAAAUCGACCCGGAGUGCUAAAUAUUAUGUUCAAGAAAAAUGCUCCUAUUGUUCCUAUGCUUCUUAUAUUCUCUAUCAUGCAGCUUUACCUCAUCGAUCAAUUUAAUGCUGAUGCCCAAACUGGACAACUAAUACAGAUGAUGACAGGCAUAUGCAUAAUGUGCAGUAACGGUUUUGGUGUUAUCUGGAUGCGGAGAAGGUUUACAGAACAGACUCUACUCCUCAUAGGAAUGAUUUUCUUCUCUGCCGCUUUUCUCCUAUUCUUCUUCUUCCACCGGUUAUGGAUGAUAGUGGUCAUCAUGCCGUUUAUCUCAUUUGGAAUGAGCCUUGUCGCCACAGUCGCUGACAGUCUUCUCACCGCACUUGUAGCUGAAAAUGAACAGGGUCUGGUGCUCGGCAUUGCCACCUCCUUCAACUCCCUGGUUCGAACGUUUGCCCCGGCAAUCGCAGGAACUAUCUUGGACACAUUUGGUUUUUCAUCAUUUGCACUGAUAGGCUCACUUUCAACCACUGUUGGCCAUAUGGCUAUAUUUUUGUUCCCUCUAAGGGAAACUUUACUCAGGAAAUCAAAGUCUGAGUAAUCUUUGCUUCUGUUUGUUAUCAAAGUGCAUCUACUAUUACCUCUCGAUAUUCGCUGUAC